GAAAAUAUUAUUCUUGAUUGCUGUCAAAGCAAAUUCAGGUUUGUCCUUCAAACAAGAAAGCCUUUAUACCAUCUUAGAAUGCUGUCAUAAACCUUUUGAUAACUUUAAUUACAUUCUUCUCCCUGCGGAGAGAAUAAAUUCUUGUAAACUUCACCAUUACUCCAUUCUUUUCUUCUUGGGGUGAUUUUCUUGCGUCAGUGGAUAUAGAAUGUGUGUUAUCAAUGUAAUAUGCAACUUUCUAUGUACUUAUUCUUGUCCUCUCUUCUUCACAACUCGCAGGCCUAUUUGUUCACAGCUUGUUAACGCAUCAGAAGUGAAUUCCUCAAGUCAUUCUCAAUCAUAAGCUCCACUGAUCAUAGUCAAGUAGUGCGAUACCAAUGGCCGAGUCUGUUGUUUCAUCCGUGGGGCAGACAUUAGGAAAGCUACUCAUUGACGAGGCUAAAUUAUUGUGGGGCGUGGAGGGCAAGGUCAAGGGCUUGCAAAAGGAGCUGAAGCUGAUUCAGGGCUUUCUGAGGGAUGCGGACGUGAGAGGAGAGCGCGAACAAGCUGUUGGAGUAUGGGUCGUGCAACUGCAAGACAUUGCCUAUGAUGCCGAGGACAUCAUAGAGCGAUACAUCCUCAGAAUCACGCUCAAGAAGAAGGGACGAAACAUCAUCAUAGCAUAUGCUUGGUUCGUGGCGAAAUGCAUGUGCUGGCAUGUUCAUCAGGUGGGGACAGAGAUUGAUGACUUAAAAACCAGCAUCUCUAAUCUUACAACACGUAUGCGGGAUUUCGGCAUACAACCUGUGAAUGACGGCGAACGCAAACAGGUGAGAGCUUUGAUGCCAGAACCUACUUAUGCCUAUUUCGAGGAGGAUAUUGUUGGGAGGGAAGAUAGUAUUAAGGUGUUAGUGGAAGUGCUGAAGGAUGAAAAACAACACAGGGUUGUUUCUAUAUGGGGAAUGGGUGGUUUGGGUAAGACCACACUUGCUAAGAAAGUCUUCGCUCAUGAUGAAUUGAAGAGCAAUUUUGAUGGUUUCGCUUGGGCUUGCGUAUCUAAAAAUUUCAACAAGAGAGAGAUCUUGAUGGGAAUUUUUAAAAUGUUGAUCCCUGAAAAAAGAGAGGUGGUUAAGGAUAUGAGUGAUCAAGAAUUGUUUGAAGCUCUAUACCAGAUCCAAAAAGAGAAGAGAUGUAUUGUUUUUCUUGAUGAUAUUUGGACCAAACAGGAUUGGAAAGAUAUUCGAGCCGCGUUCCCGGUCAUGAACACGAGAAGUAAGGUAUUGAUAACGACCCGCAAUAAAGAAGUAGCGGAGUGUAUUGAUCCUCAUGGUUUUCUCUAUGAACCUUUAUGCUUAUCGGAGGAGGAGACUUGGAAGCUGCUGAUGAAGAGGAUAUUUCCUAAAACGGAAAAAAUCACUGAUAAUACGAAGAGGUUAGGAGAGGAACUCCUUAAGAAGUGUGGAGGAUUACCCUUGGCUGUCAAAGUGCUUGGUGGACUUCUCGCGACCAACGAGUGGGAGGAGAUUUAUAGAAACAUCAAUUCUUAUUUAGGCGGUGAUGAUGAUGUAUCAAAAGUGUUGGCCUUAAGCUAUGACGAUCUAGCAUGGUAUCUAAAGCCAUGCUUCCUCUAUUUGGCUAGCUUUCCCGAGGAUGAAGAAAUCCUUGUAAAGAAGGUUCUUCACAUGUGGAUUGCGGAAGGCUUUGUGUCGCCCACUGCAUAUGGCGAAGAGAGAGAAAUUACAGUGGAAGAUGUAGCGAAGCGACAUUUAAUGGAGUUGGCUAACAGGGGGAUGGUUCAAGUACAAUUUACCAUGAGUGGAAAGUUAAAAACCUGCCACCUGCAUGACGUGAUGAGAGAGUUAUGCAUCUCCAAGGCUAGGCAGGGGAGGUUUCUAAGCAUUCUUAACAUUCAGCAGGACCAUGAAAUGGAGGAAUGUUCUUCUUCAAUGGGAACAGAAGGAGAGUCAACUUGCAAAACACGAAGGCUUUCUCUUAAUAUGCGUGUGAGUGCUGAAAGAAACACGACUCUGGGAGUAGAACAAAUAGGGAGGACCAUGCUCCACCUUCGAACUCUUAUGUUCUUCUGUUCUGGGGGAUCUGAAGAAGGGAUGUGGGAUCAAUUUCAACCUAUCUUCAUCAACUGUAAGUUUCUUAGAGUUCUGAAGCUGGAGGAUCUUAGUAUGAGAGGAAAUUUACCUGAAUCAGUGGGAGACCUGGUCCAUUUAAGAUUCUUAAGUUUGGCAGGAAGUGAAAUCGAGGGCUUGCCGAAAUCUAUGGGGAAUCUUGUAUGCAUGGAAUUCUUGGACUUGCAAGUAAGGGAAUGGAUGAUGUUUGCGGUGCCAGAUGUGCUGUGGAAGCUGAGAAGGUUGAGGUACCUCUAUCUCCCCUAUUCAUUCGAUGUCACUGGGAAACCCCAUGAGUACCGGAAGAAGUUGCGAUUGGGCACUUUAAAGAAUCUUCGGACAUUGAGAAACUUCUGUCCGGAUAAUUGUGAUGUGAAGGAUGUAGGCAAACCGACCAAUCUACAAAAACUGAGAGUCAUUAAUUCUAAGAGGAUGGAGAUAUUUCCACAACUUGCUGAAUUCAAGUUGAAAAAUCUUCAAUCCUCUUCUUUUGGCUUCAGAGAAUUUCCUUCGAUAAAUGAAGGUGAAUGGAGUAAAACCUCAAGUUAUCCCUAUUCCCGCAAACUGUACAUACGGGGGGUAAAAAUAGAGAAAUUACCGGAACAUCAGUAUCUACCCCAGAAUCUGAUGAAGCUGGUCUUAUUUUGGUCCGAACUCAAAGAAGAUCCGAUGCCAAUAUUGGAGAAAUUGCAGCACUUGGUUGUUCUCCUGCUGGGGGGUGAUGCUUUUGUGGGAGAGGAAAUGGUUUGCUCUGCAGGAGGCUUUCCGCAACUCAAGCAUUUACUUCUUGAUUAUCUGCCAAAUUUGGAGGAGUGGAGGGUGGCUGAAGGAGCCAUGCCUCAUCUUUCUCGAUUAGGGAUCAGCAGAUGUCCCAAAUUGAAGGCGGUACCUCAACUUGAAGGAGUCUCCACGUAUGACGGUCGGGAAGACGUGUAUAGUGAGUAUGAUAAGGAUUGGGUGUGAGGGAUUCAGGUUA
Messenger RNA from Rhodamnia argentea, 3078 nucleotides. Its product is annotated as probable disease resistance RPP8-like protein 2. The transcript is spliced from 2 exons. The coding region runs from base 378 to 3065 and encodes 895 amino acids. Gene Ontology annotation, biological process: defense response to other organism. The record is from RefSeq and is a predicted model, not a curated record. NCBI's taxonomy places the organism in Eukaryota, Viridiplantae, Streptophyta, Magnoliopsida, Myrtales, Myrtaceae. Gene Ontology annotation, molecular function: ADP binding.